Sphaeramia orbicularis (orbiculate cardinalfish) is the source of this 2671-nucleotide messenger RNA. Its product is annotated as endophilin-B1-like. Gene Ontology annotation, molecular function: protein binding. Lineage: Eukaryota; Metazoa; Chordata; Actinopteri; Kurtiformes; Apogonidae. The transcript has 11 exons. The record is from RefSeq and is a predicted model, not a curated record. Bases 1123 to 2571 code for a protein of 482 amino acids. Gene Ontology annotation, cellular component: cytoplasm.
UGCAGACACCUGCUUUCAUCACCCCUGAUUUGUCACACCCCUGUCACAUGAUCAUUUAAAGACAUCAGCCUCAACAACCAGCUGUGAACAUCAAUACUAAAUUAGAGCUCUUUCUGUUCUUGUCUCUGUUAGCAGCCAUUUAGCUAUUAAAUGCAUCUUUCUAUUGCACUGAUCUCACAACAUUCAUGGCAGGAAAGCUGUUUUUUGCUCCAAUUCCCAAGUUCAGCAUCAUUAUCAGCUUCAUGUCGUGUAUAACACUGGUGUUAGAACAGGCCAGUUAAUUCUAUGCCAAAAUUACUGUGUGGACAGAUAUCAGAUUCAUGUUAAAAUGAAAAUGUAUGUGGGGAUGUUAAAUCUUUCAAAUGGAAGGAAAUAAUUGCACAGAUAUAUAAAAGUGUUCCUUGCGUGGGUAAAAGUUUAAAAUAAUGUUGAUUUGUUCAGUGUUUACAGUUUCCUGUUUUAUGGAAAUAUGUUUUUCUACCAUUGGUUUCCAUUCUGUUGUAAUAAAGAGCGAAUUUUGCAAAUCUGUUUUUCUUGUUGAACCUGUCUGUAAGAAGUGUGUCGACCUAAUCUCCUUAGGUUCACUGAAGUGGCCACGCUGUCAGAUGGUUGCUUUAAUCCUCUCUCUCAGUUUCUCUUCCUCGUUCAUCCCCAGCAGUCCAAUCGGCUCACAUUUUCAUGCACAAGCACCACUUACAGCCAAGCAUGAGUCUGUGAAAGCCCCGAAAAGACACAGCGAGAAGAGGAGUGUGAAGUGCUGAGGUCAUGUGGAGCAUGACUUGUAUUAUCCAGUCAUGAGCUCAAACACGCAGCAAGUCACUGUAUUUCUGAUCAUAACUUUGCUCCUUUUCAUCAAUGCCUGGCUGCUGCUACAGGUUGUUUUUGGAUAAGAGGAGGAGGUGUCCGCACUUGCGCCGUCCUCUUCAGAUCUGCAGGUCGGUAAAGUGGACUGUAAUGUGACCAACAGAGGAGAGGAGUCGGCGGUAGAGGCCAUGGCCGGGUCAGCUGCUUGUUGUCCGGUGCUAGCCACGUCUUUUCAGAGCUAAUGCUUACUUAGCCGUCGACCGUCAGCAUCCCGUCGGACCACCGCGGACGGCGCACCGCGACCUUGGGGGCGUUGUCAUGGAUCUGACCCGGUUGGCUGUGGAUGCUGGACAGUUCAUCAACCGGGCAGUUCAGUACACGGAGGAGACUCUAGGCCAGGCUGACAGAACAGAGCUGGACCCGGGUCUGGAGGAGCUCCUCAACAGGGCAGAUGCCACCAAGACGUGGACGGACCAGAUCAUCAGCCAGACAGAAGUUUUACUGCAGCCCAACGCAGGAGCCCGUUUGGAGGACCGGCUGUACGAGCAACUGGACUGGCAUGUCCCACCUCGGCCCCGCACCCACGAAGUACUGGGAGAGCAGCUGACCCACGCUGGGCUGGAACUGGGCUCCACCACACCUUAUGGAUCUGCACUGAUCAGGUGUGGAGAGGUUCAGAAGCAGCUGGGUGAGGCAGAGAGAAAGUUUGUGCAAAGCACUAACAUCCACUUUCUUACCCCUCUGCGGAGUUUCACUGAGGGCCAGUACAGAGCCAUACAGGAUGAGCGCAAGACGUUGGUUAAUAAGCGUUUGGACUUGGACAUAGCAAAAAGCAGGCUGAGGAAAGCCCACGAGGCCGACAGAGAGUCCAGAAAUCUAAAUGUCAACCCAUUGCAGGACGACUACGUGGCUCACGUCUCCUACAUGUUCAGCUUCUUACGUGUUAAAUGGCUCAAGAUGUGGGCUCAGGAAAUCUGCCAGGCAGAGAUGGAGCUGAGAAUCUGUCAGAGCCUGUUUGAUCGACAGUCAGAAAUAACAAAACAGCUUCUGGACGGACUCAGCAACACACACACCAACCACAUGCGCAGCCUGGUGGACUUCGUGGAGGCUCAGGCCUGUUACUUUGCCCAGUGUAACCAACACGCUCAGGAGCUGCAGAAACAGCUGGCCAGUAUUCCAUCUGUCCUCUGCUCCAAUAACUGGCAGUCUGGAAUUACUAAUGCACUUAAUCAGCCAUCCACAAGUGACGGUGUCGUCGACGAGCCCAUCAGGUUAGAUCAGGUCCGUCCAGCUCCCGUUGUCCUUCAUCGACUUCCAGACUUCGACCAAGACUCAUGGACUGCACAUCCUCCGACUGGAAAAGACACGGCACUGGAGUCCUCUGCAAACACAUCACCGCCUGACAACACAAAUACCAACAAUAACAAUAACACCUGCUCUGCUGAAAGCCACUGUUCAUCAGCCGACAGCCACUCUGCAGCCAAGGAAACGUCCAGUCACAUCUGUACAUCGGACUCAGACAGUCCACCCACAGAUCAGCUCUCAGCCAGUACACGGAUGACAACGGAAACAGGUUCAGCUGAGGGGCACCAUGAAGCAGCAUUAGGAGGUGUAGGCAGCAGUCACACCUUAGAGCUCAGGGGAGCCACAGUUCAACCUCAGAGGGAAAAUACAGUAGAUAAUGAGGAGACAGGGACGUCUAAUGACACGGCUGCAGAGCCUCUAACUAGCGAUGACAACAGUGGGCGAGAUGCCCACCAGCAGUGACAAAGAUGUCCAGAAGACUUCAUCAGUCACACAGGACAUUCAGAGACAAGAGUAGACCGAGAAAUAUAUUCAUGCAGGGUUUUUUUUUAUUUGAACAACA